Messenger RNA from Homalodisca vitripennis (glassy-winged sharpshooter), 975 nucleotides. Its product is annotated as cathepsin O-like. Lineage: Eukaryota; Metazoa; Arthropoda; Insecta; Hemiptera; Cicadellidae. The coding region runs from base 1 to 354 and encodes 117 amino acids. The record is from RefSeq and is a predicted model, not a curated record. Gene Ontology annotation, cellular component: lysosome. The transcript has 4 exons. Gene Ontology annotation, molecular function: cysteine-type endopeptidase activity.
AUGGGGACUAUUGGAGUACAGGUUGCCUCCAACUAUACUUGUGACUACCUAGUGGGAGACGAGGAUACAUUGCUGUCACUUCUAGCGUAUCAUGGACCAGUGGCGGUGGCAGUAAAUGCUCUCAGUUGGCAAUACUACCUGGGUGGGGUGAUUCAGUUUCACUGUGAUGGCAGUCCACAGAAUCUCAACCAUGCAGUGCAGAUCAUCGGCUACGAUCUGACAGCCCCCAUACCUCACUACAUUGUACGCAACUCAUGGGGCACGACCUACGGUGACAAUGGCUAUUUGUACCUGGCUGUCGGCUCCAACAUUUGUGGUCUUGCUACUGAAGUCACAGGCCUAGAUGUUGUCUAGGUGCCAGUCAAACUCAACAGAUCUCCCAGCCAUGCUAGUACAGUCUUCUCACAUGACAACUAUAUACUAGUUAGAUAUUAUACAGUCAUGAAUUUACAAAUAAGUGACCUUAACAUUAAUUGUAUGUGCCUUCGAUUGUAGAUCACAAAGAAGUAGGAAUAUGAUUGUCAUUGUUGGGUUGUGAUAUUCAGUCAACAUUGAGGUCUGUCACUUUCAUGUGAAGAAAAGCUGUGUAAGUUGUGUUGUUAUCUAUUUCAGAUUUAUAAUUUUUCAUAUAGCAUUAUCAAAUGUAAAGUAGAAGUGAGUUCGAGCUCAAAAAACGUGACAAGUUUAUAUGGCUUUUUUUAAUUGUUUUAAUGUUGUUUUAAGUAGUAUAUUAAGUUUAUUCCAAAUGUUUAUUAUAUUUACUCUGAUUACUUUCUCAAGUAACUGGAUGUUUUUUCUAAAAGCUUUAAAUGUUAAAUGUUAUAUUUUUUCUGCAUCAUUCAUAAAUUGAGGAAAAGAUAUUUUAGUUCUUUGUUUUAAUAUUUAUAAUUGAUUGCAUUUCAUUUUUAAAUAAGCUAUACCAACUUGUAACUACAUGAAUUAUUAUAAUGCUUUUGCAACCGAUAUUCAUAUAAA